CGCAGUCCUCCCCGCCGGCUCUCCGCACGGCGCGGUCGCAUCCCGCGGUUUCUCGCGGCUCGUCCGUCCCCUCUGACCCGGCGCCGCCGCUGUUCCAUCCGGGCCCUCGGCGCUACACGGGGAAGAUGGCGGCGCUGCUCCCGGCCGAGUGGAUAAAGAACUGGGAGAAAGGCGGCAAGAAUGAGUUUGUGCAGUUGUGUCGUGCUCUCAGUGAAAACAAAAACCAUGAUGUGGGUUUCAGAGAUAUUCAGCAGGCUUUGUAUGAGCUUGCUUACCACGUUGUUAGAGGAAACUUAAAGCAUGAUCAAGCUUCUAAUGUUCUUGGUGAUGUCAUAGAAUUCCGAGAAGACAUGCCUUCUAUCCUAGCUGAUGUAUUCUGCAUAUUAGAUAUUGAAACAAGUUGUUUAGAAGAAAAAAAUAAGAGGGAUCAUUUUACUCAACUGGUAUUGGCCUGUUUGUAUCUUGUAUCUGACACUGUCCUAAAGGAGCGUUUAGAUCCAGAGACGCUGGAGUCAUUGGGACUCAUCAAGCAGUCUCAACAGUUCAAUCAAAAAUCUGUUAAAAUAAAGACAAAACUAUUUUAUAAGCAACAGAAGUUUAAUUUGCUGAGAGAGGAGAAUGAAGGUUAUGCAAAGCUCAUUGCAGAGCUGGGUCAAGACUUAUCCGGAAAUAUCACUAGUGAUUUAAUCCUUGAAAAUAUCAAAUCUUUAAUAGGAUGUUUCAAUCUUGAUCCUAACAGAGUUUUGGAUAUCAUCCUAGAAGUCUAUGAGUGCAGGCCUGAGUAUGAUGAUUUCUUUGUGCCACUCAUAGAGUCUUACAUGUACAUGUGUGAACCUCAAACUCUAUGCCAUAUCCUUGGGUUCAAAUUCAAGUUUUAUCAGGAUCCAAGUGGUGAGACCCCUUCCUCCUUAUACAGAGUUGCUGCUGUCCUUUUGCAACAUAAUCUUAUAGAUUUGGAAGAUCUUUAUGUUCAUCUUCUACCAGGGGAUAAUGCCAUCAUUGAGGAGCACAAGCGAGAGAUAGUGGAAGCUAAACAAAUUGUCAGAAAACUUACAAUGGUUGUCUUAUCAUCUGAAAAGACUGAGGAAAAGGAGAAAGAAAAGGAAAAAGAGGAGGAGAAAACUGAAAAGCCUCCUGAUAAUCAAAAACUUGGCUUAUUGGAAGCCUUAUUAAAAAUUGGUGAUUGGCACCAUGCACAAAGUAUUAUGGAUCAGAUGCCUCCGUUUUACUCUACUUCACACAAGCCGAUUGCAAUUGCACUUUGCCAGCUUGUCCAUGUGACAAUUGAGCCUCUGUACCGCAGAGUUGGUGUACCUAAAGGAGCUAAAGGGUCACCUGUUUCCUCUUUGCCGAACAAGAGAGCACCAAAACAAGCAGAGAGCUUUGAGGAAUUGAGAAAGGAAGUGUUCAACAUGCUUUGUUACCUUGGUCCUCAUCUGUCCCACGAUCCCAUUUUAUUUGCAAAAGUAGUGCGCCUUGGAAAAGCAUUUAUGAAAGAGGCUGGAACUGUGAAGAAAUUCGUCAGUGACAGAGUGGUUAAGUUUCAGUCUGAUGGAAGCAAACAAGAAGAUAAAGAGAAAAUGGAGACUCUGUUCAGCUGUUUGUUGAGUAUUACUGAUCAAGUCUUGCUUCCAUCUCUUUCCUUGAUGGACUGCAAUGCAUGCAUGUCUGAGGAAUUAUGGGGAAUGUUCAAAACCUUUCCGUACCAGUACCGGUACCGUCUCUAUGGGCAAUGGAAGAAUGAAACAUAUAAUAGUCACCCACUUCUUGUGAAAGUUAAAGCUCAAACCAUAGACCGAGCCAAAUACAUUAUGAAGCGCUUAACUAAGGAAAAUGUGAAACCCUCUGGAAGACAAAUUGGGAAGCUCAGCCACAGCAAUCCUACAAUUUUAUUUGAUUAUAUUUUAUCGCAAAUACAAAAAUAUGAUAACUUGAUAACUCCGGUUGUUGAUUCGCUGAAAUACCUCACUUCCCUGAACUAUGAUGUCUUGGCAUAUUGUAUCAUUGAAGCACUGGCAAACCCUGAGAAGGAGAGAAUGAAGCAUGAUGACACUACAAUCUCAAGCUGGCUGCAGAGUCUGGCAAGCUUUUGUGGUGCCAUUUUCCGAAAAUACCCAAUUGAACUUGCAGGCCUUCUGCAGUAUGUGGCCAACCAGCUGAAAGCUGGCAAAAGCUUUGAUUUGCUUAUUUUAAAAGAGGUAGUGCAGAAAAUGGCGGGGAUAGAAAUUACGGAAGAAAUGACGAUGGAACAAUUGGAAGCCAUGACUGGUGGAGAACAACUGAAAGCUGAGGGUGGAUACUUUGGUCAAAUCAGGAAUACAAAGAAGUCAUCGCAGAGAUUAAAAGAUGCUUUAUUGGACCAUGAUCUUGCCCUCCCACUGUGCCUGCUUAUGGCUCAACAGAGAAAUGGUGUUGUCUUUCAAGAAGGAGGGGAAAAACAUCUGAAGCUGGUGGGAAAACUGUAUGAUCAGUGCCAUGACACCUUGGUACAAUUUGGUGGGUUUUUAGCAUCCAAUCUAAGCACAGAGGAUUACAUUAAGCGAGUGCCUUCUAUUGAUGUUCUUUGUAAUGAGUUUCACACACCUCACGAUGCUGCAUUUUUCCUCUCAAGACCCAUGUAUGCACACCACAUUUCAUCAAAGUAUGAUGAGCUAAAGAAAGCUGAGAAGGGAAAUAAACAGCAGCACAAAGUUCACAAAUACAUUACAUCAUGUGAGCUGGUGAUGGCUCCUGUUCACGAAGCUGUGAUUUCUCUGCACCUCCCUAAAGUAUGGGAUGACAUCAGCCCUCAGUUUUACGCUACAUUCUGGUCUCUAACAAUGUAUGACCUUGCCGUGCCACACAGCAGCUAUGACAGAGAAGUCAAUAAACUUAAAGUCCAGAUGAAAGCCAUAGAUGACAAUCAGGAAAUGCCUCCAAAUAAAAAGAAAAAAGAAAAAGAACGUUGCACAGCUUUGCAGGACAAGCUCCUUGAAGAGGAGAAGAAGCAGUUGGAGCAUGUGCAGAGGGUUCUGCAGAGACUGAAACUAGAGAAAGAUAACUGGCUUCUGGCAAAAUCUACCAAAAAUGAGACUAUCACCAAAUUUUUACAGUUGUGUAUAUUUCCUCGAUGCAUUUUUUCGGCAAUUGAUGCAGUUUACUGUGCUCACUUUGUUGAACUGGUGCAUCAGCAGAAAACACCCAAUUUCUCCACACUUCUCUGCUAUGACCGAGUUUUCUCUGAUAUUAUAUAUACAGUUGCAAGUUGCACGGAAAAUGAAGCCAGUAGAUACGGCAGGUUUUUAUGCUGUAUGCUGGAGACCGUGACCAGAUGGCACAGUGACAGAGUCAUAUAUGAAAAGGAAUGUGGCAACUAUCCAGGCUUCCUAACUAUAUUACGAGCAACUGGAUUUGAUGGUGGAAAUAAGGCUGAUCAAUUGGAUUAUGAGAAUUUUAGACACGUGGUACACAAGUGGCACUAUAAAUUAACUAAGGCUUCUGUGCACUGUCUGGAAACAGGUGAAUAUACACAUAUCAGAAACAUCCUGAUUGUGCUGACCAAAAUCCUUCCAUGGUAUCCAAAAGUGCUGAAUCUGGGUCAAGCCUUGGAAAGAAGAGUACACAAGAUAUGUCAGGAAGAGAAAGAGAAGAGACCUGAUCUAUAUGCAUUGGCUAUGGGCUAUUCUGGACAGUUGAAAAGUAGGAAGCCUUUCAUGAUACCUGAAAAUGAGUUUCACCACAAAGACCCACCUGCCAGGAAUGCUGUACCUGCAACAGUACAAAAUGGGCCAGGUGGUGCUGGGAUGCCUACGUCUCUCGCAAUAAAUACAGUUAGACUGGAAGAGGGCGCUACUGAGGAGACUGCAGAUAAACUAAAGGAGAAGUCUCAGGGUGUGGUGAAAGUUAUUAAUAAAACUGUCAACGCUACACCGAAGGUGACAACAAGCAACGGAAACAGUGCAUCUAAUAGCAAAAUUAUUAAAGAGAAAGAUGAUAAGGAAAAAAGUGGGAAGGAAAAAGAUAAAGAAAAAAAAGACAAGACUCCAGCUGCCACUCCGGAGAUGAAGGCACUUGGGAAAGAUGGGAAAGAUAAACCGAAGGAAGAACGGGCAAACAAAGAUGAGAAAGCAAGAGAGAUCAAGGAGAAAACGCCAAAAUCUGACAAAGAAAAGGAAAAAGUGAAGAAAGAAGAAAAAGCUUCAAAAGAAGAAAAGUCCAAGAUGGUUGUUACCAUCAUUGAGUCAAAGUCAACUGCAGAAAAGGAGAGAGAAAAGGAGCCAUCCAGAGAAAGAGAUCUAGCAAAGGAAAUUAAAUCCAAGGAAAAUGCUAAAGGAGGAGAAAAGGUGCCAGUAGCUGGGUCCUUGAAGUCACCUGUUCCCAGAUCAGAAACAUCAGAAUCUGAAAGGGAACAAAAACGACGCAAAGUUGAUACACAUUCUUCUCCAUCACAUUCCUCAACAGUAAAGGGCACGGCCGUGCUUCCCAAAGUCCCUCUGGUUUCUGAAAACUAUUCCAGCUCACGUAUCAUCUCCGUUCAUUUUCUGCAGGACAACCUCAACGAACUCAAGGACUCUUCAGCAAAGCACUACAUAAACCACACUACUCCAACACUGUCCAAGAGUAAGGAGAGAGAAGUGGAGAAGAAAGAUUUGGACAAGUCAAGGGAAAGAUCCAGAGAGAGAGAGAAGAAAGAUGAAAAGGACAGGAAAGAUCGAAAAAGGGAUCAUUCAAACAGUGACCGAGAGGUACCGCAGGAUUCAACUAAAAGACGCAAAGAGGAAAAUGGCACAACUGGUUCUUCAAAACACAGCAAAAGUGAAAGUCCUUCUGAUUCCCCUCGAUUAAAUGAAAAAGAGAAGGAGAAAAACAAAUCAAAAUCUUCGGGAAAAGACAAAGGUGACUCAAUCAAGGCAGAAAAGAUGGAGAAGAGCUCCUCUGGUAGCAAAAAGGAAUCAAGACAUGAUAAAGAAAAAACAGAGAAGAAAGAAAAACGAGACAGUACUGGGGGGAAAGAAGAAAAGAAACAUCAUAAAUCUUCAGACAAGCAUAGAUAAUGAAGAUUCUUUCAGGCAAGGUGACAUUGAAAUGGGAAGAUAUCCAGCUGUGACCAGAAAUGUAUUUUCCAGAGUAUAGAUUGCACAGAAAAUUGUGAAUGAAGAGGACCCAUCUGCAUCUCCUUAAAUUAUUCAAUUCUCUGCUUUAUUUCCCCAUGCUAAGGACUUAAUUGUUAAGUUGUACAUUACUGUAUUUUUAACUUGUUGCUUAGUUUCUUAUACAUUUAUUUUCAGUACCUGGCUGAAAGUGUUACCUAUUCCAUAUUUUAGCACAAUGUGCUGCAAACAAACAGUUGCCAUAGUGCAAAUGAGGUUUCAUGUGUACAUAGUUCCACUUUAGUUUGUCGAAAAUACUGCCUGAGUUUAGUAAUUCUUUCAAUUUGAAAUUGCAUUCUUUUAGAUGUUUGAAAACCACAAAUAAACAGUUAUUGAACCUUUUUGGAUUUACCUCAUUUAAACUCAGUUUUUAUUUAUUACUUGGCCUGUUUUUAAUAUCGGUAACUAAAAAAAAAAAAAAAGUUAAGUGGGAGCACUGUUUUCAUGCAAUGCUUAGGGAUUAUUUGUAUAUUGUGUAUAACGUUGACUUGUUUAAAAAAAACAAUGAAUGAACCCUGCCCCAUCCCAAUCUAAACCUGUGCUCAGUUGUCCCGUCACACCUUUUGUUUGUCAUGUUGUUUUUAGAUUGAUUGGAAAUGCUCUCUUCAAAACUGAAAUAAAUUAAGUUUCAGUUACAGCUACAGGAGCUUUCUAUUGCUGAACUUUAGUCUGAAAAUUUCACAAUGACAUUUUUAAAAAAAACAAAAAAAUUUUUUAUCUGCUAAAUUCUACCAGUGUAACCUUUUUUCUAAAUAAACGAUAGUUUUCUCAAUGGGUCGUAAA
Messenger RNA from Poecile atricapillus (Black-capped chickadee), 5912 nucleotides. It is a transcript of the gene THOC2, whose product is annotated as THO complex subunit 2. Gene Ontology annotation, cellular component: THO complex part of transcription export complex. Gene Ontology annotation, biological process: mRNA export from nucleus; mRNA processing. The coding region runs from base 126 to 5033 and encodes 1635 amino acids. The transcript has 40 exons. Gene Ontology annotation, molecular function: mRNA binding. Lineage: Eukaryota; Metazoa; Chordata; Aves; Passeriformes; Paridae. The record is from RefSeq and is a predicted model, not a curated record.